AUGCAAAUAAUCAAAAAACUCAAAUCCCUCUUUGGCAGAGCACGACGUCAGCCACCUACUGUAAAGACACCCUACCGGGAUAUCCCACUAGACAUUCUCUCCAUUAUACUAUUCUACAUUAGUCAAGAAUCCGACCCUUCUACCAAACGCAAAUCACUUCACUCGUGUCUCUUGGUCAAUAGAACCUGGUGUGCUAUUGUCAUUCCAAUGUGUUGGUCGGAUCCAUUCAGCAUAAUUCAAAGUGUAUACGCUAUCGACACAUAUUUGAACUUUCUAUCGAGAAAGGAACGACGAGGGUUGACGAUGAGUGGUAUCGUUCUUCCCGAAAGACAAAAAUCAAAACUUUUCGAUUACCCUACUUAUUUGAAAGAAUUAAAGUUGAGUCAGUUGUGGAAUGCGGCAGACGACUGGUGGAUUAUGAAAUCGAGGACUCGUUUCAGAAUAGACAAACAAAAGAGAAUUCUAACAAAGACAUUAGCCAAAUUAUUCUUGGGACCAAGAUCGAGGAUCCGAUGCCUUACGAUCGAUUCUUCAAUUUUAAUAAAAAGUGACUUUGUAGACCUUCGAUCGACUCUUACCCAGCUAAAUCAAGCCGUGAAUCAGCUUUGCAUCGACAAGGUAUUCGACUGGUCGAUGUUUUCGGCUAUACAAAACUCUCCUGCAGUAGAGUCUAUUACAACAUUGGAUUUGGGCGAGUAUGUUUUCAUGUCUGACACGCCAAACAUUUCGAUAACAGACCAAUUGCUUCUCGUCGAGUUGAUAUCAUCCAUACGGAAGUUACGACGUAUACGUAUAUACGGGCAUGGCACUAUGCCCACAGAAGUGCUUAGGUCGCUCGGCAAACAUGCAAACAAUCUCAAGUCAAUUACAUUAGAGUAUAUGGAUUUUAAUCUCCUUGGUGAUUCGAAUGCCAUGCAGGCAAUAGAAGCUUGUGGGCUGCUAGAGGAGCUCGAAAUCAUCAACUGCUUGAAUGCGACAGGGCAACAGCUUGCCCCUCUGAUAGAUGUGAGAUUUCCUCAUAUGCAUACGCUGCAGAUUAUCACAUCGACGUCCGCGUUCGAGACUCUCUUCAUCUCGCUCGCUAGCACCAACUCUGCGACGCUCCGUAAUCUAGCAUUUCAUCCAGCCGAUAAUUACGUUCCAUCGCCUUUACGACCAACGUCGAUAGAAGUGAUAUCAACGCUACCGCAGACAUUCGGUAAACUCGGUAUCCCGUUUAAUCCAACGGACAUGUCGUUACUUAGAAAACUGUUAUCUUGUCCAGAGUUUGCUAUUGAAGAAUUGAAUUUAUUCUCGUGGAAACGAAAUCCAGAGAGGUGGCAUAGGUUGGACAUUGACUUGCCGGAAUGUUUGAAAUUGAUUCGAAUAUAUACUAUUGGCGGGUCAAGAGUAAACGAUUUUGAGAACAGCCUGGGGGGAAGACGGAACAAUCUCAGGUUGGAGUGGAUUUACCUUCCAAGAUGA
This is a messenger RNA of Paraglomus brasilianum, 1464 nucleotides long. The record is from the annotation of a GenBank genome assembly. Lineage: Eukaryota; Fungi; Glomeromycota; Glomeromycetes; Paraglomerales; Paraglomeraceae.